GCUAAAGAAUUAUGCAACACAGCCAGCAGAGAGCACACACCUCAGCCCUGCAGUUCAGUAAACAGGAAACCUUCGACGAAACAGGGACAGCCAUGAGCUAUCUUCCUUUUAUCUCUUUAGAAACUUGGAUUCUGUUGAUCUCAUUUAUCUGCAUAUUCGUUUGGUAUGGCCACUCGACUUACGGCGUAUUUGAGAAAUUGGGAAUCCCAGGUCCCAAGCCGGUGAUGUACUGGGGGACAAUUGGCAGAUUUAACCAUGUUUACUACUUAGACGACAACGAAUGUGCUAAGAAGUAUGGAAGAGUAUGGGGCUGUUAUGAACUCAGAAGACCCAUGUUGGUUGUAAAGGAUCCUGACAUGCUGAAAAUCAUCCUGGUGAAAGAGUGCUUCACCUAUUUUACCAAUCGGAGGAACUUCCGUCUGAAUGGAGAGCUCUAUGAUGCAGUAAAUAUUGCCAUGGAUGAUCAGUGGAGGCGGAUACGUAACAUCGUCACUCCUUCCUUUGCUUCCGGCCGUAUAAAAGAGAUGUUCCACACCAUAAAACAUCACUCCCAUAAACUGACAGAGAGCCUGCGAUCCAAAGCACACAACGAAGAAGUUGUUACCGCUAAAGACUUCUUUGGGCCCUACAGUAUGGAUGCGAUGGUGAGCUGUGGCUUCAGUCUGGACCUGGAUUCAAUCAAGGACCCUACAAAUCCCGUCAUUACCCAUGCCUCAAAGAUUUUCAGAUUCCCCAUACCUCUUUUCAUGUUUCAAGGGUUUUUCCCAUUUUUUCUUCCUCUCUUGGAACUGUUGGGUGUUUCUUUAUUCUCCAAGUCCUCUACUACGUUCUUUAAAGCAGUUAUUGAGAAGAUACGAGCACAACGGCAUGGCAAAUCAAGAGAGAAAUUUCCAGAUAUUCUUCAGAAUUUCAUCAACUCUCAGACUGAACACACUGAACACAGUAAAGAAAAACAGAAUAAGGGUCUUACGGAUCAUGAGAUUAUUUCUCAAGUCACAAUGCUUUUGUUUGCCGGUUACGAAACAAGUGCCACCACUCUGGUUUUCUUGGCCUACAAUUUGGCAAGAAAUCCUGAGGUCAUGAAACGGCUGCAAAAGGAGAUUGACUCAACCUUCCCAAAUAAGGGUCCGGUUCAGUAUGAUUCUCUCAUGCAUAUGGAGUACCUCGACAGUGUGAUCAAUGAGUGUCUGAGACUCUAUCCACCAGCUGCACGUCUGGACCGAAUAGCAAAAGAAACUGUUAAAAUCAAUGGAAUCACAAUCCCAAAGGACAUGAUUGUCAUGAUUCCAAUCUACGCCUUGCACCAUGACCCUGAGCUGUGGCCUGAGCCAGAGGAGUUCAAACCUGAGAGGUUUAGUAAGGAGAACAAGCAACACAUCCAACCAUACACCUACCUACCCUUUGGAGUUGGCCCAAGGAAUUGCUUGGGGAUGCGACUUGCUCUGGUGGUGAUUAAACUGGCCUUGGUGGAAGUCUUGCAGGAAUAUAGCUUCUUGGCCUGUGAUGAGACAGAGAUCCCUUUGACGAUGGACCCCCUUGGCCUUGUUGGGCCCCUUCGUCCGAUCAAGCUAAAGCUGGUGGCCCGCUAAAGCCACACAGCAAACCCAGAUAACUGCAGCUGAGAACAAUCUAGAGGCUAAGAUAUGCUGUAAAUCAGUUCUUUGAAUCACAGUUUGAUAAAAGUAAGUUGAUAAGUUGAUCACAUUGAAUUCCUCUCAGUGCGACAGGAAUGUUUUCAAUCAAGAUAUUCAUCAUUCGUAUUAAUAAGUGAAAUACUUUAUGUCAAAAGAAUGUUGUUGAUAGACAAAAUUCCACUGAAUAUCAAAGCACAAAGCACUGAUCCAGAUAAGGUACUGUAUCUCCUAGAUUUUGUAUUUUUUAUUUUUUAUUAUGACCAUGGAUUAAAAAUGAAAUGUAUGAAUCAUUGCAAACUUUAAAAAAAAAUUACAGGAAAAAAGAAUCGCUUCUGUCUUCAACUUCUUGUGCAGCCUCUUGUCUCCAAACCUUUCAAUUAGGGAUUUUCUAUCCAGGAUCAGGGAUUAUAUAUAAAUGUGUCCUGUUAAACUUGUACUCUGUUCUCUGGUGUUUGUGGCAGAUUUUAACAGUGCAAAGUAUCUAGUGUGACUCCUGACAUGAGUAAAAUUAUUAUUUAUAUUUGAAUAGGUAACAAAUUUAUGACAUCAUCAAUGCAUCACAUGUAUUUAAUGACAUCACAACGUGAUUAACAUCAUUGAUGACAUAGAUGAUAUUAAUCACAUCAGAGUGACAGUAGCACCGCUGGUUAGAGCGAUGUGUUCCCCAGGUUUCCCUAAGGCCAGCUCACUCAUUUACACAGAGUUAAUCUCCCUUCCUUUUCACCUCCGUUACUACAUCCCAAGGUAGAACACAGUUUCUUCCCGUCAUGUUUCUGAGGACUCACAUAAACCGCAGCAGAAACACUGAAGACCCAGAAUCCUUAGUGUUAAAUGCUCAGACGUCCACAUUUUGGUUCAGUAAUAUAUCUGUUCCUAAUCUCUACCAAUUGUGAAUGUGGCUGACUGCCCAAAUCCAUACAUCCAUGAGUAAUACUUGUUCUCCCCUACAGUAUAUCAACUGUGAUACAAGAUUCAGUUUGAUUUAUGGACUGACAGUAUGUUUAUUCAUCAGUUGAUUUAAACCUUAAUUAUUCAGAUACGUGGAAUAAA
Cololabis saira (Pacific saury) is the source of this 2684-nucleotide messenger RNA. RefSeq names its product cytochrome P450 3A30-like. Bases 12 to 1589 code for a protein of 525 amino acids. The transcript has 14 exons. NCBI's taxonomy places the organism in Eukaryota, Metazoa, Chordata, Actinopteri, Beloniformes, Belonidae. The record is from RefSeq and is a predicted model, not a curated record. Gene Ontology annotation, molecular function: oxidoreductase activity, acting on paired donors, with incorporation or reduction of molecular oxygen; steroid hydroxylase activity; heme binding.